UACCUCGUUUGUGAUAUGGCAAAUUUUUCGCGCGAUAGUGAGGUAAAUUGUCAGUCGACCAUCAACCAUCGGUACGUGCGUAUUAUAAAGAGAUUUGGUGUCAAAUUGACUUUUUGUUUGGUGACUAUGGAGAGUACUAUGACAGAAUUCGAAGAAAACGUGUCCUUCGAUAUCGAUGACCCGGACUUUGCACCAUCAAAUACUACUAUUGCUCAUAAUAUCCUUCGAGGCAUGCAAUUCACUGAUAUUACAUUUGGCGUCAAUAAAUUUUUAACUCGUCAAAACAACAUGUCUGUGACUACAACCGUGCAACCAGCUACUGAGAGUCUUUCUCGCCAUGGAAGCAACAUUUCUUUGUCCUGCCACAGUUCGUGCGGAAGCGUUGACGAUGGCCUCCAAGGAUCUCAUCCUCAGUAUCAGGAUACGAUCCUUACUAUUGAGGAACUUCGUGCUCAAUUGAAUUCUUGUUUCACAUGCGGAGUUUCGUGGAGCGAAGAACACGUCUCACUCGAUUGUAGUGAAUGUGGUGGUUAUUCCCUUCAACGACCGUGCCCACUUUGUGACGGACGUUGCCGCACCUCGUGGAAACGCGACCUUACUAUGUCCCAUGCCAGUGGUAAAGCAAGAUGGAUUGGUGAAUGUGGACUGAGUUGCGGACCUUCUAUCGAGGAACCAUUGGUGCCCGCGUUGGAAAAGCUACGAGCUACUUCGUGAACGGUGUUCAACGACGAAUACAUAGAAAGACGUUGUCGUAUAUCGUCAACAAUGCACAAGACUUAAUCCAUCACCAUCCAUAUAGCAUCACCCCCACCACCAUUGUGCGAGUUGAAAACGUGUGAAUGUAGAUUCUGGAUGCAUAGAUGAUACAUUAUGUUCCUCAGAAGCAAGAACGGGGACAAAUAACAUCGGACAAUGAAACCGUUCUUUUCCCAUGGCUUCCUGUUUGACGAUGGCAUUACGUUUGAACGAUCCAUUAGCGAAGAAUCUUAUUGUCAGAGCUCUAGCGAACAUCGCUACUUUCAUAAUCAUGUAUUAAAGCGCCAUCUGGAUUUAAAAAGGCGAAAAAUUACUAUGCGGAAUUUUCGCUAUCGACGAUGCUUCUUGAUAGAUCCAUAAUUAAGAAUAUAAUGCAAUAUGACGUUCGAUAUCUUUGUAUUAUUAUAAAUUUCGAAUCAUAUUUUAUUCGAAAUGUAUAUUAAUUGUUGCGGCAAACUUCGACACGUAAUUUCAUUAUUUUAACAAUUACACAAUUCUAUAUAAAAUGUCACGAAAUAAAUUAGGAAAAUGGUUUUAAAUUUUAAAAAUUGAUUUAAUGAAUUGAUUUAUUGAUUUUUAAUAAAUUAGUAAUUUGGUAAUUAUUAAAAAAAAUUAAUGAGAAUUAUAAUUAUGUUUUGUUGAUAUUAAUGCUUAGUUAACAUUGUUGCAAAUUUUCAAAUUGCGUUUUAUUAUACAUACAUAUUUUACUGUAACGAAGUGUUGCAAUAUUUUGACAAAGAUAGCGAGAAGAUACUUGUACGAAAUAGUAAUAGAUCGUGAAUAAGUUGUUCUAUUCUAAAUCAUCAUCGCAUUCAUAUCAUUACGUUUUACGGAUCUGUAAUAAGUAUUCCCAUGUUUAGCUUGU
This is a messenger RNA of Apis florea (little honeybee), 1621 nucleotides long. RefSeq names its product protein pinocchio (gene Pino). The record is from RefSeq and is a predicted model, not a curated record. NCBI's taxonomy places the organism in Eukaryota, Metazoa, Arthropoda, Insecta, Hymenoptera, Apidae.